Messenger RNA from Echinostoma caproni, 345 nucleotides. Lineage: Eukaryota; Metazoa; Platyhelminthes; Trematoda; Plagiorchiida; Echinostomatidae. The record is from the annotation of a GenBank genome assembly.
AUGGUGAACAAGAUCUCUUCAACCGGGAUUUUCGGGUCCAGUGGAGGCGUCCACAUUUAUGAGGGAGCCCUCUUGCAAUACCUGAAGGAAGGACGCGCCAACGGCUGCCGUAGACCGGAGCAGGAUCCUGACGGUCAGGGAGAAGCGUUGUGGUGCAAAACCAAACUCCGUGGCAGCGGCUACAAGACGAUCAGAGUCCCCUACAGACGGCCAGCGACAGACCCGGCGACCAUCCUGGACGAUAUGCGUCGACAGGCUAACGACAGUAACCAUCUGAUUUUGGGUGAUUUCAAUGUACUUCUAAUUGACUGGGACGAAAAUCGUUGCCUGCUGGGAGCUGGCUGA